CUGUAAACUGAUGCAACAGCCGUGUCAGUGGUGACGGAACCACAGAGCCGCUCACCGUUGCUCGCACGUCCCGUGCAGGCGGACACGGAAGCUGGUCGGACAGCCAUGCGCAUUGUCCCUCGCCGCAGGCCCAGCAAAAAUGGUCUUGAAAGAAAUCCCAACUGAAUCUUUGGCCCGUCCUUUGUCACGGAAUGAAAUAGUUGGUUUAAUUUUUCGCUUAACAAUAUUUGGUGCAGUAACCUACUACACUAUCAAAUGGAUGGUAGAUGCCAUUGAUCCUACAAGGAAACAGAAAGUGGAAGCACAGAAACAGGCAGAGAGACUAAUGAAGCAAAUUGGUGUAAAAAAUGUCAAGCUUUCAGAAUAUGAGAUGAGUAUUGCAGCCCACCUUGUUGACCCUCUGAGUAUGCAGGUUACAUGGGAUGAUGUUGCUGGCUUGGAUGAUGUGAUUGCAGAGCUCAAAGACACUGUGAUAUUACCAAUUCAAAAAAGACAUUUAUUUGAAGGAUCCAGGCUGUUGCAACCUCCAAAAGGUGUACUUCUGUAUGGGCCUCCAGGCUGUGGAAAAACUCUCAUUGCCAAGGCUACUGCUAAAGAAGCUGGAUGUCGAUUCAUUAAUCUACAGCCAUCCACCUUGACUGAUAAAUGGUAUGGAGAAUCCCAAAAACUGGCUGCAGCUGUAUUUUCAUUGGCUGUGAAGCUGCAACCUUCGAUCAUCUUUAUUGAUGAAAUUGAUUCUUUUCUGCGCAAUCGGUCCAGCUCUGAUCAUGAAGCCACAGCAAUGAUGAAAGCUCAGUUCAUGAGCCUCUGGGAUGGUCUUGAUACAGACUCUAAUUGUCAGGUAAUCGUGAUGGGUGCCACUAAUAGACCACAAGAUCUAGACUCUGCUAUUUUGCGAAGGAUGCCGACAAGAUUUCAUAUAAAUCAGCCUAAUAUCAAGCAGCGAGAAUUAAUCCUGGCUUUAAUUCUACUAAAUGAAAAGGUGGACAAUUACGUGAACUUGAGUGAAAUUGCUAAGGAAACUCAUGGCUUUUCAGGGAGUGAUCUCAAAGAACUCUGUAGAGAUGCAGCCAUGUUCUGUGUCCGAGAUUAUGUAAAUGGAUCUGAAGAGGAGGAAAGUGCUAAGGAGAAGAUUCGACCCAUCAAGCAACAGGAUCUUCAGAAGGCAAUAGAAAAGCUGCGAAAGUCUAAAGAAGCUACUGUUUCAAAUGGCUUGCUGCACGUCAGUGUAGACUGAGGAUAACCUCAAGUACAGUUGGAAGGUCAAUUUGGGCUGUAUCUUUGCUGAGUGACAGCUCCUCUUUGCUCACUGCAAGAGCUGCAUUUGAAGAAAGAAGAGGGAUUUUUUUUCCUCAAAAAAUAUUCCAUUUCUGUGAAUGUAACACACCACCUAUCAAAUAUGUAAACUGAACUCAGCAAUUCCUCUGGUUCAUCUUCAAAGAAAACUUUAUACCAAACUUUUCGUGUAAUUCUUAUUCACUGAAUUGUACCGAUAGAUAUGAUAGGAUUUUCUGUAGUUGGUUCCAUUUGUGAAUAUAUUAGUAGCGUUGUCCAAGAUGUAAAAUGAAAAGAGAACUGCUUGAAUAGUCCAAAAGCCAGAGAAAAUUUCAGUGAUCUUUAAGGCAGGUGAGAGGACUGACUGGAUCUCACUGCAACCUGACGAUGAAUUGGAUUAAUUGUGGAGUCCUGGAAAUGGAUUGAAAUUUAUGUGAAGAAGCUAUUCAGAGUAAUUUUGGUUGACUUUUGGUUGAACAUUAGUCAUGAUUGUUGUUAAGUUAAUUAAAGAUAAAAAGCAGCUGAUGCUUUUUAAAUGUAUUUUUUAUUUUAUGGUGCAAGGUAAAUAAAAGUCUGAAGUCCAUAAUGUUUUAUCUUUUUUUAUUUGCUUUGAAGAAUGUAAGCUGUUAAUUGUACAGACUGCUAUGUUUGCUAAUAAUUUUAAACAAUUCAAUAUAUGCAUUCGAUUUUGGUUUCUUACCGAAAAAUUCUGAACUUUAUAAGAGGAUGUGUGGGUCAGUGCACAAUAAUUUUUAUGAAGAAUGGCUUAAAAUUGGAAGUUUCAUUUGAACAGAAAAAUAAUAACAAACUUUAAAAACUAAUGAAAAAUUGAGUCCAUAAUUUGGCUAAUUUAAUGAAGGUGAUGUUCACGAUAACUUCUUUUAACAUGAGGGUAGUUAAUAGUCUGCCUAUAUCUUUUUAAGAAGUGUUUUAUGUAUUAUGCAUUUGGGGAAUAAAAACCAAAAAGGUAGAGGUAAAAUAGAGAAAUAAAUGCAUUUACAGUAGAUCCAGCUGAGGACUUUGUAUCAACACAAGAUUAAUGUGAUUGCAAUGUUUAAUAAAAUUGACAUCAGUACAUUUACUAAUCAAUGUUAAAUUAAAGUUUCAUUUACAGAUGUAGAACUUUCUCUGAUUUCAGUGUUAAUUUUUUUUCAGUUAUCCCAUGCUCUCACAUUCAAUCAUCCAGUUGUCUGCUUUAAAACUUGUAUUUCAAUCCUGAAGACUCUUCUAACAGCCAUGCUAAUUGUUAUAAUAUUUAUUAUAUUGCUGGCCAUUUCUAAUCUGGUCCUUGCAUGUCCCUUCUGACUGUCUAGAGGAAAUAACUAGUUCUGUGUAUAUGUCGCUUAAAAAACUAUAUUUAUUUAUUUAGAGAUGCACCACAAACAGGCCCUUCUGGCCCAACAAGCUGCACUGUCAGCAACCUACCUUUUUAAUGCCAGCCUAAUUACAAGAUAAUUUACAGUGACCAUUUAACCUAAUAACUGGUACACCUUUCAACUGAGAGAGGAAACAGGAGCACCUGGAGGAAACCUAUGUGGUUCAAGGGGUGAACAGACAGUACCAGCAUUGAACUUCGAACUCCAGAAUGCCCCAAACUAUAAUGGUGUCGAGCUAACUGCUAAUGGAUAUUUUUAGAAGUAUUAAAUAACCUGUGUAGUUAGCACAUUGUGUCCAUAACUAACCAAUGGGAUAAGUCAAAAUCACAUUGAGAAGCUAGAUACAAUACAGAUUUAUAUAACAAAUUAAUUAUUUUGUUUUAAUAUUUAUUAUUAAUACAUGAGAAGAAAAUACGUUACUUAGGCUAGAUGGUGAAACAAGCAAAUUGUUUGAAUAGAAUAUUAAACAUCGGUAUUGUAUACUCUGAAAUUCCAUAUGGCAGGUAGUUAAUUCCAAUGCUUUAAUUAAGUGCACAGAUGAAGGUGAAAUGAAGCUGAAUUUUUAACUAUGAU
Molecule: messenger RNA, 3224 nt
Organism: Mobula hypostoma (lesser devil ray)
Lineage: Eukaryota; Metazoa; Chordata; Chondrichthyes; Myliobatiformes; Myliobatidae
Gene: atad1b
Product: ATPase family AAA domain containing 1b
Exons: 10
Coding region: 140-1237 (365 amino acids)
Biological process (GO): extraction of mislocalized protein from mitochondrial outer membrane
Cellular component (GO): mitochondrial outer membrane
Molecular function (GO): ATP hydrolysis activity; ATP binding
Source: RefSeq, a predicted model, not a curated record